This is a messenger RNA of Anopheles coluzzii, 5245 nucleotides long. Its product is annotated as protein strawberry notch homolog. Bases 3566 to 4558 code for a protein of 330 amino acids. Lineage: Eukaryota; Metazoa; Arthropoda; Insecta; Diptera; Culicidae. The transcript has 3 exons. The record is from RefSeq and is a predicted model, not a curated record.
CUUUCGCUGUGUUGUACGCAUUAUCAAUUUACAAUCGAUUUACAAGUGUAUCCACGGGUCUGUUGCACCUAUCAAUCCAGUUUGGAAUGUUCAUUUUUUUCUGUUUUUUUUUGGGAUGGGGAACGACGGGAAUAAAGGCACUUAAAAAACAAUUUACUGCUGCUGCGGGCAGGGUGGUGUGAUGGAUUUGAAAUACAAACAACACCCGUUGCUGUAGCUGUAGCUCUCUCGGCGGGGUUGUGCUAUGAUAACAGCACACUUACGAGCACAAUUACAUACCGCAGCCUCGGUAUGAUAAAAACGAGAGCAGAAACAUGAUGCCAGUGUUAAUUACAAUUCGCUUUCUGUGGUAACACAGCCCCAAACGGGGUUGACGUACGGGGGACGAGAGUUAAAUGGCAGGGGGUUACGUGUGUCUGUCACAUCCAUAUCGAUCACGAUACGAAGGUGCCACAGAACAGACACACUCUGUUAUGAUGCUCCCGUACCUCCAAAACUAGCGACAGGAACAGUCCCCCUUUUACUUGUUUUUAGCGAUGAAGAGGAAAGUGCUAACGAUACCUAAACAGUGUGCGAGAACGGGUUUUGUUUACAUUGUACGUGCCGGCAUAUGGGAAAAAAAGAACUGAAACACAAUGUGCUCUACCGGAAUUUAAAAAAGCGAGAACAUUGGGUUGAAUUGUAGCAUGAAGAGCACUCGCACAGCGUAUCGCAUUUGUUUCGUGACGUGGAAUAGGACGAAAUGUAUGCAAAACACUUGUUCCUAUCACAUUCAUAACUUUUUUCGUCCGUUUCGAUUGAAAAAUACGGCAAAUUUACGAAACUUGUUAGAUAGGCAUAGGCGUAUGAUACUUCUAGUAGAGUGUUUCGGAUAUUCGCCUCUAGAUGGUAGAUAGUGAAGAUUACGAGUAUACUAGCAUGUACGGUUUUUGUACGUAAUAGUGAUGUUUCGUCUGAAGUGAAGAAUUAACUCCGACAUCAACCGACAUCUUCUACAAAAUUCCGAACUAAGUUAGACGAAUCUGGGUGACGGUACGGUUCUUGUACCUAAUAGAGAUAUUUCGUCUGGAGUGAAGAAUUAACUCCACCAUCUCCCGACAUUUUCUACAAAAUUCCGAACGAAGUCGUGCGAGUCUGGGCGACGGUACGGUUCUUGUACCUAAUAGAGAUGUUUCGUCUGAAGUGAAGAAUUAACUCCGACAUCUACCGACAUCUUCUACAAAAUUCGGGACGAAGUCGGGUGAGUCUGGGCGACGGUACGGUUCUUGUACCUAAUAGAGACGUUUCGUCUAGACUCUAGAGUGAAGAAUUAACUCUGACAUCUACCGACAUCUUCUCCAAAAUUCCGGACGAAGUCGGGCGAGUUUGGGCGACGGUACGGUUCUUGUACCUAAUAGAGAUGUUUCGCCUGGAGCGAAGAAUUAACUCCGACAUCAACCGACAUCUUCUACAAAAUUCCGGAAGAAAUCAGGCGAGUUCGAGUGACUUCGGUUGACACUGGACGACUCCAGAUGACUCCAAACGAGUCCAUACAGAUUCUGAAAGCUCUUAUAUACUGAAUCCAAUCCAGAAUUUAAACCACACUCUGUAAUUCCGAACGAAACUACAUGGCGCCGGAAUGACUUCGGAUGACUCCGGACAAUUUUGAAGGACUACGAAUGAAUUCGGACGACUUCGGUUGAAUUUGAAUGGAAUUCCGACAACUUCAGAAUAAAUCCGACCACCUCCAAGAUGAAUCCGAACGACUUGGGGCAUUUCCGGACGACUCCAGCUGAAACCUGGAUGAGUUCGAACAACGACGGACAACUUCAGACAACUCUGGACGAUGCCGGAAGAUAGCCAAAUGAAUUCAAGCGACUACGGAUGAGUUCGGAGGAGCCUGGCUGGGAAUGCAAAACUAACCCAAAAUUGAAAAUGAAAAUGAUCUGUAAUAGUGUCGCCUUGGCAUUCGUUUUUUAGAAACUUUACACAUCCAAUUUAAUUCAAGCUUCUUCUAUUUGGCGUAACGUCCUAUGCGGCCGGCCUAUACAGGCUUUCGAGACUUAAUUCAUUACCAAGUAGCCGGAUAGUCAAUCCUUGUUACGGGGGGACGGUCCAUUCUGAGCUUGAACCCAUGACGGGCAUGUUAUUGGUUGUAAUUCAAACUCGUUUGGAUUGAUUUAAUAUCAACCGAGCUCGUUCAGACACGGUCGUUCUAGCUUGUGCCUGAUAUAAUCUGAAAAUACAAGAGCCGUUAGGUAGGACCUAGGUGUCUAGGUAAAUAUAGGUGUCCCAUUUUGAGCAUGUUCAGCAUGAAAAAAGCAGCCUCUUUCAUUUGCACAGCAGUAUUUGCUUAAAAUGAGUACAUGGUUGUGAAGUUUUCUGUUUGGCCCAGCCAAACAUUACGCAAUUGAAAGAAAGAAAUGUGUCUAAAAUUUAAGUGGUAGGUCUGAUUAUAGACUGAUACCUUAAUGGCAAAAGAGGUAUUGCAACGAUCAUAGGAAAAGUGAAUACUCUUCGCGAUGAGUUGCAAAAUUCAACGCACCCGCACAAUCUUGCUCAAACGCAGAGUGGUUCUGCGUCUCCUGGGUGGAUUUGUAGCGAAACGAUGAUUAUUCAAACAGCAACAGCUAGCUCGUAAACCAGUUUUCAUUUUUUGGGCAAUGACGAUGGCCCGUUACCCUCCAACACACACACACUUGCCAGGACAAGGGGGUGUGAUGAGCGUGGAACGGGGUGUAUGCAAAAAAGAAGAACCAAAAUCACCCAUUGUCGAUGGGAGAAGCACCACAUAAACUGCUGCGUUAUGUCGACCCUUUGCUCAAAUUGAUACAGUGGCGGAAUGGCCGACCGUGCAUUUCCCCUUGCGCGCGCGUACGUAGCCCAACACGGCGAGCUUUCCCAAUGGAUAUAUGAGCGCAAAUUAUGUUUUAGAUUGUUUCUUUUAAAUGUUUUUCUAUUAAUUUUAAUCCGGAUUUGAAGUGCAGAUGGGGUUGGGGUUGAAAGCGAAACAAAACGGAAACAUAAUUAUAUUAAAUGUUAUAAUCCAUCGAGGGAGGGCCUUUGGCGAAAUUGAUAGCACCAUGCGCGUUAGCCGCGAGAGAUGCUGCCGCUUGCCGCGUACCUUGCCAUGUGUUUGUCCACCGCACCCCCGAAUUGCACCCCUUAAUCCACAUGAUGGAUGUCGGGGGACAAAACCUUGAAGUCGUGUCGCAUUGCUCUCGCUCUCUCUCGCUCUCUUCUUUGCGCCACCAACGUUGUUGGCCACUCCACAACUCCAGACAAAACAAAGGAGAAAAGAGCAAAGGAAACGGCUAUGCGAAACAUCCGAUCCUCACCGGCUUUCACACACACACACACAUGCCCGUGUGUUGCCAUUUUUCGCAAAGGGCAGCAAAAAAGCAGGGCAACCAGGGCACGAUGACAUUAAUGCUCGGAUGUACGAAGAAGGUAGCAAAACGUACGCUUCCCCUGUUUCACACAUCCGCUUACGGUUUCCGAGUAAGGGUGGCCGUGCGAGUAUGUGUGUGUGGCUAUGUCCCCUGUGAUAUAACCACUCCGAGGGCAGUGGUUUACCUUCGCGAGGAUGAGCAGUGUUACGGUGGACGUGAACGGAUUCAAACGUUCGCAAUUGUUGUUACAUUGCUCGUGUGAAGCCUUUUUUUGGUUUGUUUGGAAGCCGUUAAACAUGGAACUUGUCAUUGUACCUUGCUAUCGGUUUGGGUCAAAAUCUAGCACCGGAUUGCCAAGAGAUCUGCACGAGAACAACCUGGACGUGGCGAGCAUCGUGACGACGGCGGCCACUGGCAGCGCGAUGGCCGCGAUGGUCAAAGCCAACGAACCGCCGACCGUUGAAGGGCAGCAGCAGCUUGAUCAGCAGCUAUCGAACGAACCCUGCCCAUCGACCAGUACCGGUAAGGGAGGGCAGCAGCAGGCCGGCACGCCGCAGAUAGUGGUGGGCACGAUAGAGCUGAACAAUUUAAAUGGGGACAUUGCCAACCACAAGCAGGAAAAGGAGAUCGGCACGAGCAACCAGUUCGAGACGCUCACCCUGAUCGACGAGGACGACGAGGAGGAGCAGGAUCGGAACUGCUCGAACGCACACUCCUCCUCGUCGUUGCUUUCCUCCAACAACGACAAUCGGUCGGCGGAGGAAAAUAACCUGCACAACGCGUCAACGCUCGCGAUCGGUGAGCAGCACCGGCGGCGCAGUCGUCGGCGUAGCAGCCAGAAGGAUCGCCGCAGUGCCGAGGACAUCGAUUCGAUCGAUCAAGCCGACAGUGCGGUCGAUGUGCGGCACCACGAUGAGGAAGAACCGAACGUGUUCGAUGAUGAGGUGCGGGAAGAGGAUCAGAAGCAGCAUCAGCAGCAGAAGGCGGGCUCCAGUCCCAAUCCAAGUGCUGCCGCUGUUCGCCGGCGCAAGAACCAACGGCAACGAUCGCGCCAGCGAAGAUCACCGGCCCUAGCGCACCGGGAUCAGGUGGAUGGGGGAGAUGGCGAGGAGCAGAAGGAACCGUACGAGAAGGCCGUUACCUGUUUGUACUGGUCGCUGGCGUGCUGGGAUUGUAACAUUUCUUAGAGCAGUUCGGGGCAGCUCUUGCCUUCUCAGGUUCUCCUCGAGCAUCGGGAGACACUUUAGUUUUAGAUAGGGUAGAGUGUAGGACAGCAGCAGCAAUGUGUUUGCCACAGCACGGACAGCGUUUAAAGGUGACCCGAAUGCUCAAAGCGUGCACCGGAAGGGUUGCAAUCUUUAAAAAAACCCGCUUCAGAUAGUGAUAGAGUGAGGAGGCGGAAAGCACAACUUAAGGCAGCUUUGGAAAAACGAGUUUUGCACCAAUGUGUGGGGGAAGUCUGGGUAGUAGUCAGCCGCUCAGCAUGAAGCAAUAUAUAGAAAUCUCAGUAUUUUUGCCUUUUGUACACACCUAAGCACGUAAAUGAGCGCAGAUUUAAGUACUUUUUUGACAAAAUUUACACCAAACUAAGGAUUGUAUGUGUGCGUUUUGGAAAAAAAACUAAAAAAGAUGCAAUGGACGUAAUUUAUAACAAAUUUUAUACAAAAUUCUACAACUUUUGAAUCAUUUACCGGUUAGUAUAAAGGGAAGCAAAUUGUCAAAGUACUUGGAAACGAUGUAAAUUAUUCUGUGCAUCCCAUCCUCCCCACGAAAGAGUGUGAGUGUACACCGAAAAUGCACUAUUUAUGAAGGCAGUCAAUAAAUGUAGUGAUUAGAUUUUUGUAUAGAAACACAGCAACACAGCAAUACUGGAA